This is a messenger RNA of Xyrauchen texanus (razorback sucker), 1680 nucleotides long. RefSeq names its product ATP-binding cassette sub-family F member 2-like. Gene Ontology annotation, molecular function: ATP binding; ATP hydrolysis activity; protein binding. The transcript is spliced from 12 exons. Lineage: Eukaryota; Metazoa; Chordata; Actinopteri; Cypriniformes; Catostomidae. The coding region runs from base 1 to 1407 and encodes 468 amino acids. The record is from RefSeq and is a predicted model, not a curated record.
AUGAUAACAAAGAAUGAGAAUGAUCUGGGUAAGAACUCUUUCAUGCAAAAGCAUUAUGUGGAACGCUCUCGCUCUGAGAGAGGGAAAACACAGGAAACUUCCUCAGUUUUAAGUCCAGUGAAUUCCAUCUCGGUGAACUACAGCUGUUCUAGAGCAUCUGCUUUGGUCUCAUGGCCUACUGUGCUUGGGGCCACAACCUACCGGGCUAUUGCCAUAGGCCGCAAUGGUACACGUCUGUCUUGCAAUUCCAGCACUACAGAGUGCCAACUCAUAAAUCUAGCCUGUGGGGAGAGCUACGAGGUACAUGUCAUUGUCAUGUCAAACACCUGUGAGAGCAUUGCCAGUACCACCACAUCCUUACAAACAGCUUCAAGCGUAUCUUGUGCUCAUUCUCAAGACUUCCUCAAUGGUGUGUGCACCAACAUCAUUCACCUCCACCAGAGGAAGCUCAAGUAUUACACUGGUAACUAUGACCAGUAUGUAAAGACCAGGGAGGAGCUGGAGGAGAACCAGAUGAAGCGGUACAACUGGGAACAGGACCAGACAUUUCACAUGAAGAAUUAUAUCACCCGUUUUGGUCAUGGUUCAGCCAAACUAGCUCGCCAGGCUCAGAGCAAAGAAAAAACGCUGCAAAAAAUGGUGGCCACUGGCCUAACAGCCCGUGUAGUGAAUGACAAGACCAUGUCGUUUUAUUUUCCUCCUUGUGGGAAAAUUCCCCCUCCUGUAAUCAUGGUGCAGAAUGUCAGCUUCCGAUACUCCAUUGACACACAUUAUAUUUACAAAAACUUGGAGUUUGGCAUUGACUUGGACACCCGAGUCGCACUUGUGGGUCCCAAUGGGGCAGGAAAGUCCACACUGCUCAAGUACCGUGACAUCAAGCUACUGAUGGGAGAGCUUCUCCCCACAGACGGAAUGAGAAGAAAACACUCACAUGUUAAGACUGGCAGGUAUCACCAGCAUCUGACUGAGCAGCUAGAGCUUGACCUGUCUCCUCUGGAGUACAUGAUGAAGUGCUUCCCUGAGAUCAAAGAAAAAGAGGAGAUGAGGAAGAUCAUUGGACGUUAUGGCCUGACAGGCAAGCAGCAGGUCAGUCCCAUCAGGAACUUGUCUGAUGGUCAGACGUGUCGGGUGUGUUUUGCCUUGCUCGCAUGGCAGAAUCCUCACAUGCUGUUUCUGGAUGAGCCAACGAAUCACUUGGACAUUGAGACAAUUGAUGCUCUGGCUGAGGCCAUCAAUGAGUUUGAGGGUGGAAUGAUGCUAGUUAGCCACGACUUCAGACUUAUUCAGCAGGUGGCUCAUGAAAUUUGGGUGUGUGAGGAGCAGACCAUCACCAAAUGGAACGGAGACAUUUUGGCUUACAAGGAGCACUUGAAAUCAAAAAUUGACAAACAGACUCAUGACAUUUAAAAAUCUAUGAACUGGACAGACUGUCUUUUAAGGUUUCCGUCAUGGAUUGAUUACCCUCCCUCAUUUCCCAGAUGUGCAUUAUUGAAGGAAUUUUCAAUUGGACAAUGAAGCCCAGUAUCACGGUUGAUGAUCUGGAUUGCACUGAUUUUGUCCUCUGUCAUCCCAAGGGAAAACAGAAAAACAUUUAUUUAGUCUAAUAUCGCAUAAGAAAUUCUUAAUCCACUUCUCAGAUGCAAAUUUCAUGGCAUCAGCAUGUCUAUUUUAUUUAAUAUA